GUAUGAUUUAACUUCAGUUAGUGUGAACAAAAUGAGAUUGUUGGUGCUGUUAGUGAUAUUAGCUGGUGCUUUUGUACAAAUAAAUGCAAAACUACCAGUAAAACCCGCAAAAUUCGAUCCAAAAUCAAUUGAAUUGAAAAAUUUCUUAUAUAAACAAGAGGUGAUCCUUGAUGUCUUCCAACAUGUGCAUCAAAAUGACACACAAAAUAAAUUAUAUGCUGAUUCAUUAAAAUUGAAUUUUACAACAUUGGGCGAAUGGUACGAGGAUGCAGCAAUUGUGAAUAAGUUUGUGAAACGACAAGAAAUCGGACUAUUGCCACGUGGCGAAGAGUUUUCGGUGUUGAAAAAGUCACACAUUGAAGAAGCAAUUGCACUAUUUCGUUUGUUGCAUGAAGCCGAAAACUGGAAUACAUUUUACGAUGUUUUAGUUUGGGCUCGUUUCCAUGUGAAUGAAGGUGUAUUCAUUUAUGCGUCAACCGUUGCAAUUUUACAUCAUCCCGACUUAGAAGGAAUCGUUUUACCAGCACCAUAUGAAAUUUAUCCAUACUAUUUCUUCAAUGCGGAAACAAUUCAAGAGGCACAAACUAGUAAAAUGCAAGGAUUUCCAAAAAGCAAAAAAGUCGUCGGGCAAACAGCCGAGCUAAUCAUUCAAUCGAAUUAUACUGGAUGGAAUAAGCGAUCAAAUCCAGAACAAAAAUUAUCAUAUUUCACAGAAGAUAUUGGUUUGAAUGCAUGGUACUUCUAUUUCCAUGCCGAUUAUCCAUUUUGGAUUGAUAGCAAAGAUUCAAUAUUCAAAAAUCGACGUGGUGAAGUGUAUUUGCAUACACAUUCACAGCUUUUGGCUCGUUAUUAUUUGGAACGUCUUUCAAAUGAUAUGGGUAAAAUUCCACAAUUUUCAUGGCGCGUACCAUUCCGUACCGGAUACAAUCCAGCGCUUGCUUAUUAUAAAGGAUCAUCAUUUCCAGUGCGUAACAACUUCUAUAGCACAUACAACGAAGAUACAUAUUAUUCAAUUGAAAAGCUCGAAGGUUUGGAAAAUCGCGUUAAAUUUGCCAUUGAUCAUCGUCUCUAUACAUUGCCAAAUGGUACCGUUAUUGACAUCAGUAAACCGGAAAAUGUUGAACUCUUUGCCGAUUUAUACAAAUAUACACCAUACAAAAAUGAUGGUAAAUUUUUUGGUUUAUUAGAAGUCUUGGGUCGCACACUUUUGGGAACAGCCAUUGAUAAUUACAGCACCGAUGAUUAUUUGCCAAGUGUUUUGGAACAUUUUGAAACAAGUUUGCGUGAUCCAGCAUUUUAUCAAUUAUACGGUCGUUUGAUUCGUUAUUAUUUACAAUGGAAGACUAAACUUGAACCAUACAAAGAAGAGGAUAUUGGUUUUGAAGGCGUUCAAAUCGAAAGUGUUAAUUUGGAUCGAUUAGUCACUUAUUUCGACACAUUUGAUUCAGACAUUACGAAUGCAGUCGAUAUUGAACCAAUGACGACACCCACCAAAGGUAAAAAACCAAAUAAAUAUGGUGACGAUUUGGUAAUAAAAGCAAGACAAUGGCGUUUAAAUCAUUCACCAUUUACACUGACAUUAAAUGUAACAUCGCAAAAGGCACAAAAAGCAUCGGUUAAAGUAUUCCUGGGGCCAAAGUUUGAUGAAGCUGGAAAUGAAAUUGACAUCAACGAAAAUCGUGAAAACUUUUACGAAAUUGAUAAAUAUGUGGUUGGCUUGACGGCAGGCCGUACAAUCCUUACACGCAACAGUAUUCAUUUUAAAUUUUAUUCAAAUGAUCGUACUACAUAUUUUGAUCUGUAUAAAACGGUGAUGAUGGCUAAAAGUGGUGACGGAAGUUUGCCACCUAAUUUUAGCCGAACAACAUGCGGUUUUCCACAACGUUUGAUGUUGCCAAAGGGCACAAGGACUGGAUUUGCUGUUCAAUUGUUUGUUAUUAUAACUGAAUACCGUUCACCUAGCACAUGGGUCAUCCAAAAGGAUUGGUUUAGUUCGAGCAAUUGUCGUCGUGAUAUCGAUGCACGACCAUUGGGCUUUCCAUUGGACCGAGAAAUCGACGAAACAAUUUGGUAUACACCAAAUAUGAAAUACAUCGAAACCGCCAUUUAUCAUAAGUCCGAAGUGGAAAAGACAAUGGAACAAACAAUGGAUACUACAAAGAAUUAAUUUAAUUUUAAUUCAUAAAAUCUGUUGCAUUCAAUGUAUUGCUUUUUCUAUAAAUAAAAAUAUCUCACAUUUUUACAAUGUAACAAUGUAUUUCCCAUUGUGGUGCAAUAAAACAAUCUAGUGAAAUGUGUUGA
Contarinia nasturtii (swede midge) is the source of this 2301-nucleotide messenger RNA. RefSeq names its product larval serum protein 1 alpha chain-like. Bases 32 to 2167 code for a protein of 711 amino acids. The transcript has 2 exons. Lineage: Eukaryota; Metazoa; Arthropoda; Insecta; Diptera; Cecidomyiidae. The record is from RefSeq and is a predicted model, not a curated record.